Messenger RNA from Castor canadensis (American beaver), 4626 nucleotides. It is a transcript of the gene Ikbkg, whose product is annotated as inhibitor of nuclear factor kappa B kinase regulatory subunit gamma. Lineage: Eukaryota; Metazoa; Chordata; Mammalia; Rodentia; Castoridae. Gene Ontology annotation, cellular component: IkappaB kinase complex; nucleus; cytoplasm. Gene Ontology annotation, molecular function: K63-linked polyubiquitin modification-dependent protein binding. Gene Ontology annotation, biological process: positive regulation of canonical NF-kappaB signal transduction. The record is from RefSeq and is a predicted model, not a curated record.
AGGGAAGGCUGACCGUCGCACCCGGCCUUUCUCCCAGCGCAGGGGCCCUAGGAUCGCCUGCAGCCCGCUGCUCCCGCUGCUUCACGUCUGACCGACUCUGCUGACAGACGCUGACUUGUUGGAUGAGCAGGCACCUCUGGAAGAAUCAGCUGUGUGAGAUGGUGCAGCCCAGCAGUGGUCCGGCAGGGGACCAGGACGUGCCGGGUGAAGAGCCUUCUCUGGGGAAACCAGCCAUGUUGCAUCUGCCUUCAGAGCAGGGCACUCCUGAGACUCUCCAGCGGUGUCUGGAGGAGAAUCAGGAGCUCCGAGAUGCCAUCCGUCAGAGCAACCAGAUGCUGCGGGAACGUUGUGAGGAGCUGUUGCAUUUCCAAGUCAGCCAGAGGGAGGAGAAGGAAUUUCUUAUGUGCAAAUUUCAGGAAGCCAGGAAGCUGGUGGAGAGACUGAGCCUGGAGAAGCUUGACCUAAAGAGGCAGAGGGAGCAGGCCCUACAGGAGGUGGAGUACCUGAAGAGAUGCCAGCAGGUACAGAUGGCCGAGGACAAGGCCUCCGUGAAAGCCCAGGUGACAUCGUUGCUGGGGGAGCUCCAGGAGAGCCAGAGUCGCUUGGAGACUGCCACCAAGGAACUCCAGGCUUUGGAGGGCAGGGUGCGGGCAGCCAGCGAGCAGGCCAGGCAGCUGGAGAGCGAGCGGGAGGCACUGCAGCAGCAGCACAGUGUGCAGGUGGAUCAGCUGCGCAUGCAGAGCCAGAGCGUGGAGGCUGCCCUGCGCAUGGAACGCCAGGCCGCCUCGGAGGAGAAGCGGAAGCUGGCCCAGUUGCAGGUGGCUUAUCACCAGCUUUUUCAAGAGUAUGACAACCACAUGAAGAGCAGCAAGGGAAUGCAGCUGGAGGACUUUAGGCAGCAGCUCCAACAGGCUGAGGAGGCCCUUGUGGCUAAGCAGGAAGUGAUUGACAAGUUGAAGGAGGAGGCUGAGCAGCACAAGAUUGUGAUGGAGACCGUGCCAGUUCUGAAGGCUCAGGCGGAUAUCUACAAGGCAGACUUCCAGGCUGAGAGGCAGGCCCGGGAGAAGCUGGCUGAGAAGAAGGAGCUUCUGCAGGAACAGCUGGAGCAGCUGCAGCGGGAGUACAGCAAACUAAAGGCCAGCUGCCAGGAGUCAGCCAGGAUUGAAGACAUGAGGAAGCGUCAUGUAGAGACCUCCCAGCCCCCUUUACCCCCUGCUCCAGCUCACCACUCCUUUCACCUGGCCUUGCCCAACCAGAGGCGAAGCCCCCCUGAGGAGCCACCUGACUUCUGUUGUCCCAAAUGCCAGUAUCAGGCUCCUGAUAUGGACACUCUACAGAUACACGUCAUGGAAUGCAUUGAGUAGGGCCAGCCGCUGCAAGGCCGCCUGUGGAUGCUAUGCCCAGGGCAGUGCAAUCUGUGUUUUCCUCUCCCACUUGCUUAGUCCAGAAUUAAGGGCUUGGUGCCAAAGAGUGGGCCCCAGGAGCUAGCUGUAGGGCCCAUGUUUCAGCCCUUUUGUCUGCUAGUCCACCUCUUUCAGGGUAGCUAGAGCUCCAGUCUGCUCUUUUCCUUCCCUUCUUUCUGCCUGAACCACUUACCCCUGGUGGUUAAUCUCUUCCUCUUCUCCCAUCCCCCGUGGGAAUCUAGAAUGAAGGCCAGGGUCUCUCAGGGAGAACUGCUUCCCCUAACUGAGCUGGGUCCAGCUCAUCCUCCUUCUGACUUGCUUGCCCUGAGCUCCAGCCUCUUCACCCGGCCAUGUGGUACUCUACUUUGUGGCUAUACCAUGGUAUGUUUAGCCAGUGCCACUGAUGGACAUUUGGGUUGUUUCCAGUAUUUUUGCUACCAUAAGCAAUGGUGCAGUAAAAAUGCUUGUGCACUAUGUAUGUAUGUAUGUUUGUCUUUGGGACAGAUGCUUAGAAGUGUCACUACAGUCUUGGCAUGGAGGAGGUAGGUAGACCUUUGGGUUUCUUGCCAUCUAGUAAGUAUGCUUUUCUCUACUAAGAGUGAGCUUAAGCAUCUUUCCUGUGGAGAACGGGCUCUCAAUUCCUCUGCUGUGAAUGGGGUGUUCAUAUUUCUUAUCCAUUUUUCUAUUGGAUCAUUACCUUUUGUUCUUGGAUUUUUAGGAGCUCCUUGGUCAUUAGCAAGAUUAGCUCUUGUCUGUGACAGAAAGCAUACAUAUCUUUUCCCACUUCGGUCUUGCUACUACUGUUUUUGACCUUGAAGAUAUUUUAUCUUUAUGUAGUCACAUUUAUUCAUUUUUUUAAACUUUCACUGCUUUGGGUUUGGAGUUGCAACCACUGUGGUCUACACUGUUCUUUAACACUGAAGUGUGCUUUUGCCUUUGCCAUGUGUAUUAUUGUCCAGAGUGAAUGGUGGUGGCCAUGGCCCAUCGCAUUUCCCAAGUUGUGAUGUCAUGUCCUACACUAGCCCCAAAUGCCCUGACCUUGCAAAUGGAAGCCAGUUGGCAAUGACUGACAGAUUAUGAACAAGGGGACUCUUUACUUGUUUUGCAAGAUUCUGGACAUUUUCUAGAACAUGACAGCAUGCAUAUUAACUCUGCAAUUGUAGUAAUGGAAAUGAAGUUGAAUGGCAACACGUAUGCAUCACUGACUUCUCAGGCCUGGAAACCACCUUCCUGCCAUCCUCCAAGCCUCCCUGGUUAUGAAUGGGAUGCUCUGAAUCCAUCCCCAGACUUUUUUAUGUUGGGCUUCCUGCUGGUUGGCAAUCAGAGGGCUAGAAUUGGGGUAGAGGCCUUUUAAAAAUAAGCCAGAAUGAUUUCUUCAUCUCAAGAGCUUUAUCUUCACUGCAAAGACAUUUGUUCCAAGUAAGGUCAUAGUCACAAGUUCUGGUGGUUUGGACCCGCACAUAUCUUUUUGCACCAUUCAUUCCAGUAUGGGGCAUCUUCAGAGCCCACAGAGGGCAAAUGUAGCCUGAAGACAGAUGCUUCUAAGACCUGCAGUUCUGCUAGAGGGACUUGGUCCACAGGGUGAUGGUGCCUACCAGGCUGUAGAGUUUGGUGUAGGGCAGGUCCUUUCAGGUAUGAGAACAUCUUGCCUGCUGUGGGCCACUGCUGCUAGGACCAGUGGAUGUGGGUGGGAGAGUCUGGUGGACUACAGUAGUCGUUGGACUACCUGCAUCCUGGUUAGCAGCCACCAGCUGUGUAAGGUUGGGCUUCAUGCUUCUCAGGAACAUGAUGGGCACACAGGUCCCCCUCUGACAAGCACCCUCUUCUGAAAGGGCCUUAGGAAGAAGGCAAGACGCAGGAGCAGUGCGAAGCAGUUGUUCUCCCAAGGAGAACUCUGCACAGCAAAGUCAUCAGGAGUUUGAAAACACUCUGGUCUUGGCUCCCUGGACCAGUUGAGUCAGGACCUGGGGGUGGGCCCAGGCAUUGGUUGGGACCCACUCUUGCUACAUGCUUUCUCUAAAGCAGUAUGAAGACCUAACCACACAUUAGAUACCACAGAUUUUAAGCUCUACCACUUUCCUAGACAUGGACAUUCUGCUUUCUUUUCUGGGUGAUUUUUCAUUUUUGGCACUACUGGGGUUUGAAUUCAGGGCCUUGUGCUUGGUAGGCAGGCAUACUACCAUUCCAGCCACUCCACCAGCCCUUUUUUCUGAAUUUACUUAAGCUGGGCUUCUGGAACAACUGGUUGGAUUCCUCUCAUGAGGGAAUCAGCCUGCCUGCCUUAUUAGCUGUGGCUCCCGGACCCAGACAGAAGCAUGUCCCCCUCUGGAAUCCCUGCUCCCUGUUCAUGCAUGCUCCCCUCCUGGUGGUCAAUGUCCAAGGGAAAUCCAGAGGUCAAAAAGCACAGUAUGAAAGGAUUUUAUAUGCACUAGUAACUAAAACUGUACAUGCAAAUGGUAAGCAGAAGUGACAUCAAAACGCCAACCAACACAGCCCUAUGUAUGGUGCCCUGCUGGUAAGGUGUGGGCACAGGCCUUGCAAUGUCAUCCCUUCUGAGGGAGCUGUUUGGUGAGAUGAGGCAAGCACUUGAGAAGCAUCCUCAGUCCUCUUUACCCUGGGACAUUUGGCUACUCACACUGACACCAUCUGUCACCGUCAGAGGCUGUGGUGAAAUAAGAGGCUGUUUAUCUGAUGACAUAGCCCUGCACAGCUAGCAUUUUGAACAUCUUCUUUUUUGGGGAUGGGGGCAGUACUGGGGAUUGAACUCAGGGCCUUGAGCUUGCUAGGCAGGCACCCUACCAUGCCCCCCGUUUCGAACAUCUUGUUACAUGGAACACACUCUUCAGUAUGUUGGUGUCAAAAGGCCAGGGGACAAAAUUAUGUAUAAAGUAUGAAAUAAAAGAAAAUCUGCAAGUGUGUAUACUGAUAUCAUUUGGAUGGAUGUGGUGGUGGGAUUACCAGUAAUGAAAAGGUUUUCUUUUGUAUUUAUAUAUUUCCUGUAUGCCCAUAAUUUGCAUGUAUUAUUUUGAUACAUAGACAAUACAUGUUAGUGCAAGUUACAUGCAGCUCUGAGGGUUCCUCUGUGCUAGUGGUUGAGGAGAGCUCAUUGCUGAUACCACUGUUUGUCAACUCAAGCACUGUUUGGCACAGGGAACAGCUCAACAUUUCCAUGGGGCUUGCAUUUCCUGUGGCUGGUGCAGCAAAAUACCACACAAUGGGGGUU